Messenger RNA from Dryobates pubescens (Downy woodpecker), 1089 nucleotides. RefSeq names its product protein B4. The coding region runs from base 1 to 1050 and encodes 349 amino acids. Gene Ontology annotation, molecular function: DNA binding. The record is from RefSeq and is a predicted model, not a curated record. Gene Ontology annotation, cellular component: nucleosome. Gene Ontology annotation, biological process: nucleosome assembly. NCBI's taxonomy places the organism in Eukaryota, Metazoa, Chordata, Aves, Piciformes, Picidae. The transcript has 6 exons.
AUGUGCUUCCAGCUGCCUGGAGGCAAGUCUGGCUGCUUCGAGGUGCCCCCAGCCCUGCCAGCUGCUCUCAGCCUGGCAUCAUCCCGGGCAGGGGUUUCUGAGCAGGGCUGGGUGCGUGGCAGAGCGCCCCUGGCGCGGAGGCAGGGCAGCAUACGGCGCAGCGCCGCGGGCAUAUGCUGUGGGCACGGCGAGCGGCAGAUUGCGAUUGUAGCAGCGCUCCGCCGGCGAUCUGAGGCUGCUGGCCCAGCCCAGGUGCCAACACAGCUGGCUCGGGGUCGCCGUCCCCUGCACCCCCCAACCCUGCACAUGGUGAUUGAGGCACUGAAGGCCCAGGGCCAGGACCAGAAGAAGGGGGUUUCUGUGGUUGCCAUCAAGAGGUUUAUCCUGAGCAAGUACCCUGCUGUGGACCCCAUCCGCCUCAAGUACCUCCUGAAGCAGGCCCUGCACAAGGGGCUGAGCCGCGGGGACCUGGUGCGACCCCACAACUCCUCUGCCAUGGGUGCCACUGGGCGCUUCAAGUUAGCUCCUAAGAAGCCACAGAAGCAGCAGCCACCAGGCCAGGCAGAUCCUGACAGAGGACAAGCCCCAAAACCAGGAGGCAAAGGGACCAGCAAGACCCUCUGGGCCCCCACGGCGGGUGAGCAACAGCAAGGCAGCAAGCAGCAGCAGCCAGUGGCAGUGAAGAAGGCGAAGGCGAAGCUCGUGGACGCCAAGCCGCCAGCAGCACGGAAGCCCAGGAGCAGUGCAGCAAAGCCCCCGAAAGCUGCUGGCCACGCCGGGGCCCCAGGCGAAAGCCGUCCCAGGCCCCCCGCGGCUGCGGCUGCCAAGGACACAGGACGGGGCCAGCACACCGCCCCCGACGGCGCUGCAGCCGCACAGCCUCGCAGAGCCCCGGCGGGACAGAGCAAGGGGAAGGCCCCCAAGGCAGCCCAGAAAGAAGCCCCUAAGGCAAAGGGGGGCCCAGACAGGGUGAGGAAGCCACGUGUGACCCCGGGAGCCGGCAAAGGGGAGAAGGCAGACUCCAAAGCUGCAGGCAGGAAGGCUCCAUAGAGGCCCAUGCCCCAGCCCUGCAUGCAGCUGGUGCCCAGC